AGAUGGCGGAAACUGGAGGGCACCGUUUCUGAUUCCAAAUGCGCCUACUGAUUUAAAGCCAUAGAAUGAUUUUCCCCAGACAUUCCCAGUUUCCUGGUGAGGAUGCUCUUUUUGUUCUGCGUUUCGAAAUAACAGUGGCCUAGUUGGUGUCCGUGGUCACGGAAGAAGGCUAAGUCGCGAGUUGAUUACGUUAUACCCAAAGGUUGCCGGCGCCGAAUCGGUUUAUAAUAAUUUUAACAACGAUACGUUCUAAUAAAGGGUAGGAGCCACGAGACCUCCAACUUCCCAGAGAAAACAAGUUUUGUCUGAUAAAGUUCUCGGACCAAGCGGCCCGCAACCGAGGUCCAACGGCCCCUCACCUCAUAUAGUGCCUUAGUGCGCGUGCGGAAGCUGUCAUAUGCCCUGAAGGAGGCCGACAAGAAAAAGAGGCGGGAGCCGCCAAUCCCGAAAGGAGCAAAAUGGAGCGCGAGAAGGAGAUGCAGUUCACCUGCAGCUAAUAUUGCGGCCGUCCACACCUCAGGCGGAUGAAGCUGGUACCAGGGAAGAGAAACUAGACCUUACCAAGAAGGUGAAGAGGCCUUCCAUCCUCUGCAGUGAACCAGAGACAAAAAGGUUCCACUUCAAAUCAGAGUCAGAACCCAGCUCAGCAGCCUCCAGCCCAGAGUGCUUUGCACUCUUAGAGAACAAAGGGAUGGCAGCAGCAGCAGUCAGCCCAGCCAAGGAGGAAAAGAAUCCAAAGCAGGCCUCAAUGAAGGCUGUUGAAAACGAAAGCACCGAUGAAGAACAGCAAAAGGACCUGACUGCAAAGAUAUUGGAGAAGGAGAGCAGUGAGGCAGAGGAGGAGGAGGAAUGUUGUAUCAGAACAAGUGAGGUUUGGGAGGAAGAGAGCCGUGAAGAGGAAGAGGAGGAGUACAAGGGCAGGACUGGGAAGAAACCUCUGACAAGAAACAAGGAGACAUCAGGCAAAGCCUCAGUUAGUAGGAAGCAGAUCAGGGAAGAAAGUGAGGACAGUGAGGAAAAACCUGCCCAGAGGACAGCCCAGAAGGUGCAGGAAAAUAAAGGAGCUAACAGCAACCAGGAAAGUGAACAGGAGAGUGAGGAGGAGAUCCUAGCUAAGAAGAAAAAGAUCAGAGAGGAAGAAGAGGAGGAGGAUUGGAAACCCAGAGCCAAGGGAGGGAAAAGGUCAGCUGGGCAGGAGGGGAGCCGUAUGGGAGACUCAGAGGACAGUGAAGAAGAGAGGGUAAAAGAGGUUGCAGGCAGUGGGGAUAACAAGGGAGAGGAAGAGCCCUUAGUGCAGAAGAAGAGCAAGGACAGGCCCUCAUGUGAGGGUGGAGAAAGGCAGAGUGGGAGCAUUGAGGCUGGAAAAGACACCUGGACGGUGAAACCAAUGGCUAAAGGCACUGGAAGGAUAGUCAAAUUGGGCAGUGUGAGUGGUGAGAGUGACAUGGAGAGGGAGGUGAGUGACAGUGAGGCAGAGGAGAGCCCUAAAGGGGAAAGGAAGAGCCUCUCUUCCAAGAAGAGCUCCAAGAAAGGCAGGACAUGCAGCUCCUCUUCUUCCUCAGAUGGAAGUCCAGAGCCCAAAAGAGUGAAGGCUGGCUCUGGUUGCCAUGGACAAGACCACCCGGCUGUGAUGAGACUAAAGCGAUACAUUCGAGCCUGUGGUGCUCAUCGAAACUACAAGAAACUGCUAGGCUCCUGUCGCUCACGCAAAGAGUGUCUGAGUGUCCUCCGAGCAGAGCUGGAAGCUCUAGGCAUGAAGGGUAACCCUUCCUUAAAGAAGUGUCGAGCUCUGAAGGAGCAGCGGGAGGAGGCAGCUGAGAUGGCCUCCUUGGAUGUUGCCAACAUUAUCAGCUGUUCAGGCCGGCCACGCAGACAAACAGCCUGGAACUCUUUAGAAGCAGCACCUUUAGGGGAAUUACAUCGCAGGGCUCUAGACUCAGAGGAAGAACAGCCCCGCCUUGCACCCUCAAAUUGGUCACAUAUGCAUGGUAUAAUCAGCAGUGAUGGCGAGAGUAACUGAAUCCCCCACCUCCCAGAACAGAUCCUUUCCAUGUGUAUAAAGCACAUAUGUAUAAUGUGGCACAAAGCAGAAGCAGCUUUCUUCAGUCCCCAAGGACAAAAGUUGUUGGGACACUACUUCUGAGCUUCAAAUCCCCUGUUUAAGAUGUUUAUUUUUUAAGAUUCAAUAAAGGCAUGUUUGUAAUCACCUUGUCAAAACUGGUCCCCAACUCCAGGGAGCUGAAGAGUGGCCUCUGCCUCCCACCUGCUCCUUUUAAUUUCCCCCAGGUUCCCAAAUGAGUCCCAACCUCCGUAUCUUGCCAUCAAGCCCUAUCGAAGGAUGGUCUCUUCCCUCCAAACUCAGCGUAACCUAGCGUGCCCCUCUAUCAUUCUUCUUUUAGCUGGGUCUGAUAAUUUAAAACCCAGCUGGGAGGAGGAUCUGAAUAACUGGCCUUAAAAAUGUGAAGCACAAAAUGACUGGAUAGCUGGUGCUUAUAUCUUCCUUCCCCUUUCUGUAAACAGCCACUUAGCCCAGGGGCUGACACUUUCAUCCUAAAAGGGGAGGGCACAUGACUGUAUCAACCAAUCAGCACUCCAAGCCCCUAGGAUCCAGCCGAUGAAGUCACUUCAAGCCUCUGCUGGAACUCUUGGUUUUGAGGAUUGCUAGUAAGAUGUAAGCUUGGAUCUGCAGGGGGUCUGUGUGACAUGAACCUUGUAAGAAUCUUUGAAACCAGAGGAGCUUAGGUUAGGCUGAUGACCUUUAAGGCCCUGAAUCCAGUCACUAAAAUCACGUAAAUUUUUAGUUACAUAGCCCAAUAAACUCUCUUUUAAAAUACAAGUAAUGCUACCACUUGCCAUUAAACAUUCCUUAUACACCUUAGACAGAAAGGUUGAGUCCUGGGGUCUGUUAGAAUAACCAACAGUUUAUUAAAAGCUUGCCUUGGGGUUCUAUCCCAGCCCCACAGCUGACAGGGGCUCCCUUGACUGCUCCCAGGCCAGGGAGCAGCCCCUUCCAAGGUCUUCCCUGUUCCCCCGCCCCAGCUCUGUUCCCAAUUUAAAAAAAAAAAAAAAAAGAUAAAA
Messenger RNA from Nycticebus coucang (slow loris), 3078 nucleotides. It is a transcript of the gene HIRIP3, whose product is annotated as HIRA interacting protein 3. The coding region runs from base 692 to 2020 and encodes 442 amino acids. Gene Ontology annotation, cellular component: nucleus. The transcript is spliced from 6 exons. The record is from RefSeq and is a predicted model, not a curated record. NCBI's taxonomy places the organism in Eukaryota, Metazoa, Chordata, Mammalia, Primates, Lorisidae.